Messenger RNA from Doryrhamphus excisus (bluestripe pipefish), 5138 nucleotides. It is a transcript of the gene sirt4, whose product is annotated as sirtuin 4. Lineage: Eukaryota; Metazoa; Chordata; Actinopteri; Syngnathiformes; Syngnathidae. Gene Ontology annotation, molecular function: NAD+ binding; histone deacetylase activity, NAD-dependent. The record is from RefSeq and is a predicted model, not a curated record. Gene Ontology annotation, cellular component: mitochondrial matrix.
AGGUGUCUGGUUGGAGAUCCCAGUGGCAAAAGCUACGGAGAUGUGGCUUUUCUUGAGCAUCACAACCUUCAAGAUAAUAUUCUCAGUUUGACUUCCUCCGGUUGGGCGCAAGGGUGGACGUCAUCAGACUUUGAGUUGCUGUGUGCAGACGGUCGCCGGGCCUCACUGUCCGAAUGGGAGAGCUGCAAUCUGGGAGUGAUUCCACCUAACACCAUUGUGACACGGCCGGUGCUCACAGCACGAGUUCAAUGCUUCCUCAUGAAGUCCCAAGAAACAUUGGCACCCAACACAAACUCUCACUUCAAGCUCUUUGAGUCUCAUCUUUACGGAGAAAGUGAUCUACUGUUCAAAGAUGCGACUCGUAGUUUUGUCCACACAAGCCACAUGGACUACCGCUCCAUCCUGGGAGAGGAGUUUUACAACCGUGUGGAGGCUGCCUUCAACUGCACCCAAUCUGCAGACAUCUUGAAGCUCUGCAGUCAGGACAUGUGCAGCACAGUCUAAUGGAUCCUCAUAUAUAUAUAUUUUUUUUUUUUAAAUCAGUGAAAGCAUGAAUCUGAAAGUAUUACAAUUCAUGGGAUGUGUUGCACCAAAUGUGUUUCUGUUUAGUCGAUAACACUUCGUUUAAAAAAAAAAAAGCAAAACAAAAAGCAAUGUUAUUUAUGCCAGGGAGCACAACAUUCUCACAAGUACUAAAGAAAAUACUUGCAUUAUUUUUAUUUAGAUUAACUGCUAAAAGUGAAAAAAUAUAAUAUAUAAUAAUAUAUAAUAAAAUAAAUAAAAAAUAUAUAAUAAAAUACAUCUAGUGAACAUCAGUAAAAAUGUGGACGAACGUUUUAACAAAUAUAGGUUACAGUUUAUUAUAAAAAAAUGUUUUAAAACGUGUAUAAUCAUAUUUGGCUGUUAUAUUAACGAAAGCGCAUUGUGAUCAUUUGUUUGACUUCAUGCUCCAUGAUGCAUUGCGGGUUCAUUUAGUGUAACACAAAUAUUGGCUUCCGGUUGUCUUCAAUGUCACUGACGACGCGACGAAGGUUCCGUGGAUUAUUUUUGUCUGUGUUUGCUGACAAGUUAUGAAAUAAGCACUUGACACUCUCCAACAAGAUGAGACUACCAUGCACGGUUAGAGCACUGCCCCCACCAUCUUCAAGAUCAUCAUCUUCAGCCCUUGCAGGGUUUGUCCCUCCUUGCAGUUCUAUAGACUCUCAGUCCCUGCAACUGCUCCAGGACUUUGUCUCUCGGACCUCACGCCUGUUUGCCAUCAGUGGCGCCGGUCUCUCCACAGAGUCCGGCAUCCCAGAUUACCGGUCGGAAGGUGUGGGCCUGUACGCCCGCACUGACAGGCGGCCCAUGCAACAUGCAGAGUUUGUCCGCAGCGCCAAGUCUCGUCAGCGCUACUGGGCAAGGAACUUUCUGGGCUGGCCGCAGUUCUCGUCCCAUCAGCCCAACGUGGCUCAUAAAGCUCUGCGGAACUGGGAGGAGCGAGGCAAGCUGCACUGGCUGGUCACACAGAAUGUGGACGCUCUUCACUCAAAGGCAGGCCAGAAAAGAAUAACUGAGCUGCAUGGAUGUGCCCACAGGGUGGUGUGUCUAAGCUGCGAAAGCAUCUCUGAAAGGGAAGAACUCCAGAAGCGUUUUGUAGAGCAGAACCCGAGCUGGAGGGCGCAGGCCGGGGCGGUGGCUCCAGACGGUGACGUCUUCCUGGAGGACGAGCAGGCUCUCCACUUCAGAGUUCCUUCCUGUAAAGUCUGCGGAGGGAUACUAAAGCCGGAGGUUACUUUCUUUGGCGACACGGUGAACAAAGCCACAGUGCAGUUUGUGCACGGAAAAUUAGCAGAGUCGGACGCUGUGCUUGUCAUCGGGACGUCACUACAGGUCUACUCAGGAUACAGAUUUUUACUGGCAGCUAGCGAUAGAAAAAUGCCCAUCGCCAUCGUGAACAUCGGGCCCACCAGGGCAGACCACUUGGCUGAGCUGAAGGUGAGAGGGCGCUGUGGGGAAGUGCUGUCUAUCAUUCAGCCUCUCGGACGGUAAUGGCCACGAAACACGGACGCACUGUCUUCAAGGGCAAAACUACCUCAACUGCACGACCUAGAAAAUCAGCAUGCAACAUUACGUACCCCUGCAUCAUCUCAUGUGGGGGUGUUAUUACAGACAAAUUAUGGGUGGAGGGGUUUUAAUAAAUUUUCUUAUACAUUUUGAAUGCUAAAACCUAGCUCCACCCCAGGCAAUUGCCUUCUAUUGACAUAUUUAAGUACUGUACAGUAGGCUAUCCACAAGGGGGCAGUGUUGUGUGCUACCUAAAUAGUUACAGUAAAUGACUUGAAUAGGAAUCAUGCGCUUUUCUUUCCGGCAUUAAACACCCAAAUAAUGGAAACUUAGUUUAAAACAUGGUUCAUUAAAUGCGGUAGAAAUGUGGGUCAACAUCCGAGCAUCCGAUUUAGAUGCACUUUUGGAGGUUUGUCCAUCAUCCACAAUCCUUGUGAGACAUGAACAUACGUCUUUCUCUUUUCUGUGGGUUCCAAAGAUAUACAAACAGCUAAAAGAAGUCAGCUAAGAAUGCAUCUAAUCGGAUGUACAUAUUCCACCUAUAAAGCCCCCUGGAACUAAAAACACACCAAUAAAAUUGUGGAUGGCGGGUAACAUUCCAAAGAAAGUGCAUUUUUUUCACAUUUUAUAACAAUUUUAACCUUUGGUGCUAAUCAUUUAGCUGUGAAUCUCUGUACAUGUUUGUAAACAAUGUAUAUAUGAACCAUUUUCUAUCGUGUACAGAAGUAGGCAAUUUCAAAUGCAGCUAAUGCAAUUUUGUGAAGUUAAUUUGAAAACCAUGAGGUUGCUUACAGCCACACCAACCUCCUUGAAAGCGCUAUAAAGUGCUAUAUGAAUAAAGGAGACGGAUCUUCUUGGACAGUUUAAUGAAGUCACAAAUUCAACGCAAGGUGGAGUCACAAACAGACCGAAGGUAGAGUGACUGAUGACUGACGGACAGCUAGAUCUUGGAAUACAUUUUGCUGCUGGAAUCUCUCUUGAAGGCCACGCUUCCAGUCCUCCAGAUAUGAAUGCGUCUCAGUCUGCAGAUGGACGGGGAUGCUGAACGAGUACAGGCAGCAUUUGUGGCUGGCGGCGUCUGCCUGCCAUGUUGCGUGCGCCGUGGUGACCAAGAGGGGGGUCAUAGAGAGGCAGUUCUCAAAGCUCUCUGUUUGAUCGAACCAGUAGGUGACAGGGUAGCCCAGUAAGAGUCCGAAGACAGCGCUCAGAUUCCACUCAUCGGACCUCUGCGCCACAUAAACGCCUUUGUCAUCUGCUGCAUCGCACCCUCUGAGGAGAAAAAGGAGAUCUUGCGCAAUGCUCUUCAGCCCUCCUUUGACUGCAUCAGCAAUAGCGGGCUUCUCCAGUGAGUGACAGACAUCAAUCACCGCCGGGCCGCCAUUUUGAAGCACUCGCUCAAGAAUGGAGCAGACUACAGGUGGAUUAACAAUGAGGCUGCUGCCGUUCAAGUCCAGUGUGACGAGGGACUCGGACACAAGCUGGGAUGACUGACACAAGCGUAAAUACUGAUGCACCUGCUCUGCACUGGCGCUGUUGGUGUCAUACAGCAGGGAAGGCUUCAGAGACAAAUCCACAGCGGAGAGCUGAGCAGCCAUGUCCAGACUCUGAGGGACCGACAGAGAUUUCCUUCCAGCGGACAAACAUUUACGGGCCGCGGCUAUGAAUAUCUCCAAAGUGUCCAUAGUUGAUGAAUCGGACGCUUAUUUAAAUGUGAGACUGAAUAUAUUUAUAUGGACUUAACAGUCAAAGAGGAGAAUUAUUUAUGGUAACCACAAAAAUGUAAAAAUGCAGUAAUUAACAGUUAGAGAUGAUACAUUUCAAACUAGAAUUAACAAUGAAAAAGUCUUCCCAUCCCGUGGUUCUUCUUAGCUGGUCCAAGACACCUACAAACAAAACACUUGAUUCAAUAAAUAUGUUGUUUCAUCACACUACAGGAGGUCCUUGGUGUUCCACUGAUCGAUCAGCCACUGAUCAAUAUUGGUCGAUUUCGGUAAAACGCAUGUGAUCAACAUAUGCUGAUAAAUGCCUUUUAAAGCCAAUUGGCAUGCAAACCCUAGGUAGGGUUGCCAACACCCGUAAUGAGCAGACCAGGGACGUACUUUGUCAAAACUACAGGACUCCAUUAAACAGUAAUGGCUUCAACUUGAAACAGACUACACCAAUCGAUGCCAGAAUGACGCUGAUGAACAUUGGCUGCAUGCUCAGUCCAAGCUGCUGCAACGCCCAGACCGUCAUGAAGUAUACAGACGGUAUCUCUGAACAUCUAAGCAUCUGCUCCUCUAAAAUGGACAGUGAUGACGCCCAAUAAGCCGGACUUGGACUCAUUUUAGCCCUCAUAGGAGCGUAACUGUUAAGCAGAUUGAGAACCUCCUGCACACUUAGCUUUGCAAAUGCAAACUUACCAUCAUCCUGGAUGUUACAGGGUUACGUGGAAGGCUGAGGGGCCAUCAAGUCAAAAUCGGAGAGAUUUCUGGCAACCCAAACGCCAGCUGCAAACAACCCCAGGUUGACAAGAAGAUUCCUGUAAAGUUAAUUAAAAGUCAGACAUCACAAAAAUAUAAUGAAAACGACACAGCUAUUAUAACUUGCUUUACAAAUACCUCAAAUAUUUGGCUUUGCAAGUACCACUGUUUUUGCUGCCAUCAUAGUAUAACUUCUACUUGAAGUAUUGACUUGUGGUGUACAAGGUGAGCAAAGGGCAUCUUCAUUUGACUUUAUUUCAGCAAAUCUUUGGUAAAUUGUAGUUGUACAAUUAUUUCCAUAUUUUACUAAACAAAUCUGACGUUCCUGAGUGGCUCACAUCAUUUAACAAGCUCAAAGAAUAUGGUUUUCUUUAUAUUUGUCAAGGUGCUGUGCCUCCCCUGGUGUGCCUUGCACCUUGAAGAGUAAUUUAGGUACAACAUGGUCAUAAUUUGUAUAUUCUCAACGGGAUUAUACAUAAAGAAAUUAUUACUGACGUACACUUGAGUCGCUAUUUGAAAAUGACCAUAUUAGUUUUAAGUCAAACGCCAAUUAACACGAGUAUCAAGGACAAACUGCUCUACUGAUGCUAAUGCUAGCAUACAAAGCUAACGGCCGCAUUGGUGGAAUAA